UUUUUUGACUUUCAAAGACCUGGAUUAUCUAUCUUGCAUCCUUGAAAUUCAUUGAAAGUUUCCACGGGAAUGUGUCGCCAUUUUUAAAAAAUUGAACAUUUAAUGCUCUGAUUGUUUUAAUUAGAGUUUUUUUUAACGGAUGCUUCAGGCGGGAAUAAAAUGGACGGUGAACUAGAUCCAGAUAGUCAACUUUUAAGUGAAGAUAUCAUUAAAAAACUUUAUGAUUCACUUGUUUCAUCGAAAACUCGACAAGUCACAUUGAAUCAAAUUGGUCCAUGUUUACAAACAAUAAAUCAAGCACCUACUCAAGCUAUUUUACAAAAAAUCUAUUCUGAUUAUACACCUGAUGAACUUGAAGGAACUGGACCAGAGAAUAUUACACUGGAUUUAGAUCAAUUCACUGAAAUAAUUCAAACUUAUUCUCAAUCAAGAGAUGAAAGAUGGAGUCAACUGAAUAAAGCUUUUCUGUUCUUCGACAAAACUGAAUCUGGUGUCAUUGAUAUAGAACCAAUGAGAACAAUGUUAUUGACUAUUGGUGAAUGUUUCACAGAAAAAGAGGCAAAUGAAUUUUAUAAAUUAGCUGAACCUGGAAAAAAUGGCAAAUGGCCUUAUGAUGAUUUUGUUAAAACUUUAGUCGACUCUUAUCCACAUCCAUUGACAAAGAAGAAAAAAGGUGGAUCGGGUAAAAAGAAAAAGAAAUCGGCCAAAAAGAAAUAA
Schistosoma turkestanicum is the source of this 717-nucleotide messenger RNA. The record is from the annotation of a GenBank genome assembly. Lineage: Eukaryota; Metazoa; Platyhelminthes; Trematoda; Strigeidida; Schistosomatidae.